AUGAAGCUCACCUGGGACAUCAACGACCCCAAGCUGCCGCAGGAGCCCAAGCACUUCGACGCCUUCCAGGAAUGGCCCGACGGCUACGUGCGGUUCAUCUACUCCAGCGAGGAGAAGAACGCGCAGAGACACCUCAGCGGCUGGGCCAUGCGCAACACCAACAACCACAACUGCCAGAUCCUCAAGAAGUCCUGCCUGGGGGUGGUGGUGUGUGCCAGGAGCUGCGCUCUGCCCGGCGGAGCCAGGCUGCAGCUUCGCCCUGCCAUAUGCGACAAGGCUCGGCAGAAGCAACAAAAGAAAGCCUGCCCAAACUGUAACUCAGCCCUUGAGCUGAUUCCUUGCCGAGGACAUAGUGGCUAUCCAGUCACUAACUUCUGGAGGCUUGAUGGCAAAGCAAUAUUUUUCCAGGCUAAAGGAGUCCAUGACCACCCCAGGCCAGAGAGUAAAUUGGAGGCAGAGGCAAGACGAAGUGCAAUUAAGAAGCAAAUGUCCUCUUUUCACCAUUCCCAGAAAAAGAGACCUCUAAACUCAGAGGCAGGAAGGUACCACGACAGCGGUGGUUACGCCAAUAACCUACAGAAUCUGCCCUGCAUGGAUGGCCCAGAAAGGGUCGGUAUCAUCACAGACACCAAUUUUUCGAUUCCAGCCCAGUCUUACCCUUCGCUGCAAAACGCUGACCUCUACAAAGCAUCUUACGACUCAGCCAGCUUCCAAGAGGACCAGCUAUCACCAUACCCAAAGUGCCCGAAUCCAAGGAUCUAUGUGCCCAGGCCUUGCAGCUACGAGUUUGGAGUUCCUACCUUUAUAAGCUCCAGCCCUUACCCAACGUUUUACAAAGAUCUGACAAGUCCUGCCAUCGACACAGACCCCCUCAGUUUGAGUGGAUCUCACCACAACGCUGUGACCGCCCACGAUAAGAGCUUCGAUAACCCUGGCAGACAUUACGGACUGAAACCAGCUUGGGGGAAAACCGGCAGCGGAGACCGGAGCGACUAUGGACAGAUGCAAACAAGCGCUAACCACCCUUACUACAGCGGGGACUACCCCUGCAGGUACGGUCCCAGCCCCUCUCCCAUAGCCCCGCCAUUGCAAACGGUCAUCACAACCACCACCAAGGUGUCCUACCAGGCCUACAAGCCAUCCGCGCUGAAAUACAGCGACAACCUCUGCGACAUGAAAAAUCUUCAAAGCUAUACCCACGUGGCAGAAAACGUCUCAGGCGCUAUCUAUUCAGGGAUGAAGAUUCAGGAAGACUUUGGGAUGAUAAAGUCAGCAUUGCUCUACCAGCAUGACCCAGUCCCCACAAAGUCCAAACCAGCUGAGAGUGUGGAGACCUAUCGGUAUGGGCCAUCACAGGGGAACAGCUAUGCCGAGCACGAAGGCCAGACCUUAAGGUUUGAGAGUGCUGAAUAUUGACUAAAUGUUGCCUAACUGGCAAAUAUAUGCAAAUGGGAAAAUACAUUCUCGUGCUGACCAUGUGCAUGCUAAGCCCAGUGGUUUGGGAUUUGAGGAGAGGUAAUGAAGCAGUGCAUCGCAACAGCUUAUCCCCCAAAAGUGCCUUUCCAGAGCUGUGCUAAGUGAAGCAUAUUUUGCAUACAAUUUCAAACCAGCCCCACCUAAUCUCUAAAACGGCACGAGGAGCUGAGCCCCCAACACACCUGGGAGAAGGCAACGUGGAGGCACAGCACCUCUGGAAGUCAACAGCCUCCUCUGACAGCGGGUGCGAUCUGCUUGUAGCCACAACUCCUGCCAGAUGCCUCAAGCUUUGAGGGAAAACAUUCCAUCUGUAAGAAACAAAAUGCUUACCAGGUAAUGGAAAAAAAAAGAUGAAGGAAGCUGGCUACAGAUUAUAGUCAACUGAAAAAAAUGACAGAAAAUGAAAGAAAUGAAAGCAAGACAAUUUGCAGAAUAAUUCACCUGAAUGGUCCAUUCACCUGCUGUGAUCCAUUUGAUGAACAGAAAGACCAGUUAGGUUUCUCUAAAAUGAGAAAUGAAAAACCUACACACUGACUUCAUGUUGCUUUUCAAUCCCCUGCAUCAAGAGUACAGACUGUCCAGCUUUUCUAUGCAAAAAGGAAAGCCCCACUGCCACUGAGAACUGACCCCCUGCAACAUUCAACCUGGAGGCAAGAAGGCUCAGGUGACCCCCACCAAGUAUACCCAGCAUCACGUGGGUGUCAGGGUUACAUAUGUGUUCCUGAAAACCAUUUGCAGUGAAACUGCUUUUUGUCUAAAGGGGUCUGGCAAGCUGGUCAGACCAAUACUGUGCAGGUAUUGCUGCAGAAAUUUCGCCUUACCCACGAAUACAUCUCCAUCCUGUCUAAAAAUGCGACAUCCUAGCUGCUUAGCAGUACAGGUCAGUGUUGAAUGCACCUUCCCUGGUUGCCCUUCUGCACUGCGUCUCCACUAGAUCCUUCUCCUUCCUCCAAGGGACUUCUCCUAGUCAUUUUUCUCUCUGCUAUCGUAACUCCCCAUGACAGCACUGUUCUCCUGGAAAUGGAGCGACCAACAAACCGAGAGGUCAGAGAGCAAAAUUUCCAGACACCUUGAGCUAAACAAAGAAAACAUAAGGACUUGCAUCCCCAGAUUCUUAGCUAAUUGAACUAAUGUUCCAUUAAGCCAGGAAGAAGAAGAAACAGAGGAGUACUGCUAAGUUUAAAACUUAGGUAUUCUGAAAGCUGCCUAGUACUGAGGAAUGGAACCCGGACCCAAACCGUGUGUGCUGAGCAAGGGAGCUAUGUAGACACCGGGGACUGGUCAGGGUGACAAAAUUUCUUCUUCUUCUUAAGUUACUGAGUAUCUUUAACUUCUUGGACACACAAAUAUUUUUUUAAAAAUCUGUUUUAUGUAUAUUUUUGCUAUGUUUUGAGUAACAGCAUGCUACUGUACCCUUUCAAUAAACAUGAAAUCACAGUUAAAAACAAAGCACCAUGUAAGCAGCUGGCUAGUUGGCUUCAACACACAGAACCUUGUAAUGCGAUCAUCAAACUGGUAAACAAAUCUUACUUGCAAAGCAUGGUGUACAAAUACUUGAGUUUUUAAAAUAAUUAUUUCUGGUGUAGUACAUUUUCUUCCUUUUUGUAUUUUUAUGAAAACAAUGCAUGCAGUCUGAUAUGUGAAAUUGAGCCCCACAGGAAUUUAGCUAAUAGCAUCCUGUUUCAGCAUUUUAAAAAUUCAAGCCAUGUGAAGCUGGAAUUUAUAAAAAACCUAAAUGAAUUCAUCUGCAGCAAGCUUACCUUGUCUUUUAGGGUAUUUGCUGUACACCUCACUUGGCUUUUAGUCAAACUCAUGGCAAUUCUUCUACCAGGUGUUCUAAAUUACUGACAAGAACAGAUUCAGGUGAACAACAUCAGUUUGAUAAUUAGCCCAUAUACGAAACUAAAAAAAAAAAAGGAGGGGAAAAAAAAGAACAACCCAAAAAAACCCCAAGUUACCACCCAGAAAGACUGAUGCAAAGUUUUAGUUUAGGAAUAUAUAACACUGUGCCCGUUUACAGAACUGAGAUUUCUCAUCUGUACUCCAAACCAUGUUGAGGCAUUUGGCAUGUAGAAUAAAAACUAAGAUUUACAGCCUUCUAAGUUUAAAAGAAAAAGAAACAUAUUGGAGGGGAAUAAGGCCAAACAAAAUGACUAAAAAAUCUGGAAAGAUUCACAGCAGAUGCAAAGUCAAAGAAAAUUUUAAUGCUGUAAAUUGCUGCAUUUUAUAUUGACUUUAGAGGAGUUAGACAACCACAACUCAAGCUUCAAGUGUAUUAAAACAUUCAGACAAGCUGUGGGGGUUUUGUGCUGUUAAUAUUACUGGUAUAAAACUUCUCAUUGUAGCUGUAUGCUUAAAUCAUUAUGCUAUGCUCUUAAACAUAGCCUUUUAAGCAGAACUCUGUACAUGCAGCCAAUUGUGUUACAAUGCUACUUUUUGGGUGUGGACUUAUUUCUAAUAAAUGU
Molecule: messenger RNA, 3941 nt
Organism: Gymnogyps californianus (California condor)
Lineage: Eukaryota; Metazoa; Chordata; Aves; Accipitriformes; Cathartidae
Gene: GCM2
Product: glial cells missing transcription factor 2
Exons: 5
Coding region: 1-1416 (471 amino acids)
Biological process (GO): gliogenesis; regulation of transcription by RNA polymerase II
Cellular component (GO): nucleus
Molecular function (GO): DNA-binding transcription activator activity, RNA polymerase II-specific; RNA polymerase II cis-regulatory region sequence-specific DNA binding
Source: RefSeq, a predicted model, not a curated record